Messenger RNA from Amoebophrya sp. A25, 538 nucleotides. The record is from the annotation of a GenBank genome assembly. NCBI's taxonomy places the organism in Eukaryota, Dinophyceae, Syndiniales, Amoebophryaceae.
GACGACGCCACCAGGCGAGGGAGACGGGACAUCAAGCAAGAUGACAGGCAACACAGCCGAGACGAGCAAGACAGGCUACGCAGACGAGGCAGACGACGCCUUAACGGAGGAGGAUAAGGCUUUGCUGAAGGAGGCAGACAGGUUGUUGGAUGAAGAAUCGCAAGAAGCAACUCGUAAAUUGGCUACCCUCAACGAGAAGGUACUAAAGAGCGCAGAAGCGGCGGCUGAUGAAUUAAGGCUCCGAGUAAUUCAACUUCGCAGAUGAUUAUCUAUUUUCGUCGUGUCUGUCACUCGUUUCAGAUUCAGAAUUAUUAUAAAUAUCACUUCACGAGCCUCUAAUAUUCUACACUGAUUAUUCUCGUCUUGUCUUUGCUGGAUAUUACGGAGUGUCAGAGAAUACUAUAAUGGCCUCAACUAAGUAAAGAUAAACUAUUGCGAGCUCUAAAAGAGUGUACACAGGAUUCGCCGGCGUGUACCGAGGUUGCUGCACGACGCAAACAGCUGGCUACGAAACUCGCACGUCUGAACAAGAAAGAGC